AUGAGGCGGCCUGGUGCAGCACAUUCAGUUGCUUGGAAACAUCACAAACGAGAGAUUCAGCUGAGUUCCAGGUUUGAACGGGGACGUAAUCCUCAGACGGAGAAACGGUUUUUGUCAGGUGAACAGCUCAAAUUAGGCCUGUUAGCCCGGAGUGAACGAUUUUUCAAGCGACCACAUUUUUCACAGUCCUCACGGUUCAUGUGGAGCAGCUUAUCCGAAUAUGUCAGACAAUCGGAAGAACUGAUCGGUCGUUUUCUUACUUAUUCGCUCGCCCUCGCCGCUGAACAUUGCAAACGCUUCCUUCGAAGAACUACCGAGGUGGGACUGUUUGAGAUUCACUUUGUUGAUCUGGUAGGAAUUUCUAAGGUUGGUCUGGGACGGUGA
Molecule: messenger RNA, 384 nt
Organism: Opisthorchis viverrini
Lineage: Eukaryota; Metazoa; Platyhelminthes; Trematoda; Opisthorchiida; Opisthorchiidae
Exons: 4
Coding region: 1-384 (127 amino acids)
Source: RefSeq, a predicted model, not a curated record